AUGCCUCCAAAGGACAUCAUCAACAAGGCCGCUAACGGUCUUGAUGCUCUCGCAAACACCUUGAGCAUCUCGACUUCGCCAACCAGCACCUUUCAUAGCCCUGGAAGCCACUUCCCAUCUAGCUUUGGUCGUAGUUCUCGCCCUACGAGAGCUCCAAGACAGCUCAAGCCGUUCAACACCGAGGAUAUCAAAAUCCUUCUCCUUGAGAAUGUCAACCAGACUGCAUUGGAUAUCUUCAGUAAACAAGGUUAUCAGGUGGAAUUCCACAAGAGUUCAUUGCCAGAGGAUCAAUUGAUCGAGAAAAUCAGAGAAGCCCACGUUAUUGGCAUCCGAUCAAAAACAAAGCUUACAGCCCGAGUCCUUGCCGAAGCUAAGAACCUUCUCGUCAUCGGCUGCUUCUGCAUCGGCACUAACCAAGUCGAUCUUGAAUAUGCGGCAAAGCACGGUAUCGCCGUUUUCAACUCACCAUUCAGCAACUCACGCAGUGUUGCAGAGCUUGUGAUUGCAGAGGUUAUCUCUCUUGCUCGCCAACUCGGUGACCGUAGCUUGGAGUUGCACCAGGGUAGAUGGAAUAAGGUCAGCGCCAAAUGCUGGGAGAUCCGUGGAAAGACAUUGGGCAUCGUUGGCUAUGGCCACAUUGGUGCCCAAUUGUCAGUCCUGGCCGAAGCUAUGGGUAUGGCGGUACGAUAUUAUGAUGUUGUUCCGAUUAUGGCCCUUGGAACGGCCAGACAAGUUGGGUCGCUCGAAGAGUUGCUUCAGCAAUCGGACUUUGUGACUUUGCACGUCCCCGAACUACCGGAAACCAAGAAUUUGAUUGGAGAAAAGCAGUUCAACCAGAUGAAAAAUGGUUCAUAUCUGAUCAAUGCUAGCCGUGGAAGUGUCGUUAACAUCCCUGAUUUGAUUAACGCCAUGAGAUCUGGCCGAGUCGCUGGUGCCGCACUCGACGUUUAUCCUAACGAACCAGCUGCUAACGGUGACUUCUUCACAAACGAUUUGAACACCUGGGCCGAGGAUCUUCGAGGUCUCAAGAAUAUCAUCUUGAGCCCUCACAUCGGUGGCAGCACCGAGGAAGCCCAGAGUGCAAUCGGAGGUGAAGUCGGCGACGCUAUUGUUCGCUACGUCAACGAAGGUGUUACCAUUGGUGCCGUCAACAUGCCUGAAUGCACACUUCGCUCGAUUGAUUUCGAGCAAGCAAGCCAUAUCCGUGUCAUCUUCAUCCACCAUAAUAAGCCAGGUGUUCUGAGGCAAGUUAAUGCCAUUCUCUCAGACCACAACGUUGAGAAGCAGAUUUCUGAUUCUCGCGGGGAUGUUGCAUAUCUUAUGGCAGAUAUCAGCGAUGUCAAGGAGUCAGAGAGAAAGGAUAUCAACGACGGGUUGGAGAGCUUGGGUGCCUGCAUUCUUACUCGCGUUCUUUUCUAA
Orbilia oligospora ATCC 24927 is the source of this 1419-nucleotide messenger RNA. RefSeq lists its product as uncharacterized. The record is from RefSeq and is a predicted model, not a curated record. Bases 1 to 1419 code for a protein of 472 amino acids. The transcript is spliced from 5 exons. Lineage: Eukaryota; Fungi; Ascomycota; Orbiliomycetes; Orbiliales; Orbiliaceae. Gene Ontology annotation, molecular function: NAD binding; oxidoreductase activity, acting on the CH-OH group of donors, NAD or NADP as acceptor.